AUGAAUGCCUUAUAUAAUCAUGCUGUGAAACAAAAGAGUCAAUUACAAAGAGACCUCCAUCGAUUUGAGAAGAAUCCACAGACUGCCCCGAUUUCUUUACAAGGGUCGAUUUCUGCUACGUUGGUUUCCUUUGAGAAGACUGUAGCUCAAUAUGCGGAUUAUUUGACUAAUCAACCUAUAUUGAAUGAUCAAGAAGAUGAUAUAAAUAAAGAGAAAAACCAAAGUCGAUUGGUGUCUCUAAGAGAAGAGCUAGAUCAUUUGCAGACAAGCUUUAAAGAUUUGAAAAAAUUGUAUAAUGAAGCUAAUUCUAAUACAAAUCAAAGAAACCAGUUGUUUGGCUCAACAACUACUUCAGAAAACCCUUAUAAUGAUAUGGAUACAAUGAUGAAUCAAAGGAGGACUGCUGGUUCAAAUGCAGGGGAACAACGUCAACAGCAACAGAAUAUGUCAUAUAGGGAUGGCCUACAAAAUGAAAACUCGGUGUUUCAAAGAGGUAACUCACAAUUGGAUUAUAUCUUGGAAAUGGGUCAAAACUCAUUAAAUGAUAUCAUUGAACAAAAUCACAUCUUAGAUACUGUACAGGAUAAAUUGACUAAAUCGUUGAGGACGUUGAACGUCUCGGAGGGAACCAUUCAAUCUGUCAAUAGUCGUCUGUUCAAGGAUAAACUUAUCUUUUGGAUUGGUUUAAUUCUAAUGUUUUUAGGAAUGUAUUUCAUAUUGAAAUGGUUACGAUAA
This is a messenger RNA of Maudiozyma barnettii, 735 nucleotides long. It is a transcript of the gene BOS1, whose product is annotated as Bos1p. Gene Ontology annotation, biological process: endoplasmic reticulum to Golgi vesicle-mediated transport; vesicle fusion. Lineage: Eukaryota; Fungi; Ascomycota; Saccharomycetes; Saccharomycetales; Saccharomycetaceae. Gene Ontology annotation, cellular component: endoplasmic reticulum membrane; ER to Golgi transport vesicle membrane; late endosome membrane. The record is from RefSeq and is a predicted model, not a curated record. The transcript is spliced from 2 exons. Bases 1 to 735 code for a protein of 244 amino acids. Gene Ontology annotation, molecular function: SNARE binding; SNAP receptor activity.